This is a messenger RNA of Rhagoletis pomonella (apple maggot), 721 nucleotides long. Its product is annotated as metallothionein-1-like. Bases 371 to 541 code for a protein of 56 amino acids. The record is from RefSeq and is a predicted model, not a curated record. Gene Ontology annotation, molecular function: metal ion binding. The transcript is spliced from 3 exons. NCBI's taxonomy places the organism in Eukaryota, Metazoa, Arthropoda, Insecta, Diptera, Tephritidae.
AAUGCGACUUGCCGAUAGCCCAUAAGCAGACCUAUAAACAUAUAAGCCGGCAUAUGUACAUGCGCACAUAUCUACUUAUUUCAUAUGUAUGUGCAUAUGUUUAUGACCGCGGCUUAAGUAAACAUAUUGCACACCGCACUCGAGCUAUCGACUUCGGGCCAGCUUUUGCGCACGGCGCCAAACAACUCCCAACUAACGAAACCCGAUUCGAGUGUUUUGAAGUGUAUAAAACCGAGGGGAGCAACAACGAUCAGAUCAGUGUAACAACAUUUGGCGCUUACAAAGCUAAACUUGAGUGAUCAAAAAUACAAAAUAAUUGUUUGCUAAUUUUUUCAAGUGUAUAGAAUAUACAAAAACAACAUAAAACAAAAUGCCUUGCCCAUGUGGAAGCGGAUGCAAAUGCGGCUCAGAACCUAAGACUGGCAAUUGUGGUUGCGGGUCGGCCUGCAAAUGCUGUCCCUGUGGAAGCGCUUGUAAAUGCAGUUCAGGAACUCAAAGCGGCAGUUGCGGUUGCGGUUCCAGCUGUAAAUGUGGCCAAUAACAAGCAUAAUCAAGUAACAUUGGUGGAAAUGACCGUACCUUAUUAAGUUUAAGCAGUUUUUUAAUUUAUUUUCAUAAAUACAUACAUAUAGAAGAAAAGUAUUUGAACACUUGUACGUAAUUCAAAAGUAAGUCGUAUCGCAUUUCGUUAACAAUAAACAACAAAACAGAAAGAAAUCCA